Racocetra fulgida is the source of this 222-nucleotide messenger RNA. NCBI's taxonomy places the organism in Eukaryota, Fungi, Glomeromycota, Glomeromycetes, Diversisporales, Gigasporaceae. The record is from the annotation of a GenBank genome assembly.
AUGUACAUUCGGGAUCAAACAAACUUAAAUGACUUGGAUGCUAUAACAGGUGUAGUAUUGCAAGACAUUAUUAUUUUAAUCGCAAACAAACUUAAGAAGGAUUUUUCUCAUUAUAUUAAUAAGAAGUUGAUUAGUCUGUUAGUAUGGAAACUUCAAAGAGUUAGUAAUGCGAAUGCUAGUGAUGCAAAUAUUCAUAUAAGUGAAUCUGAAUUUAAAUUAAAG